Molecule: messenger RNA, 666 nt
Organism: Oncorhynchus kisutch (coho salmon)
Lineage: Eukaryota; Metazoa; Chordata; Actinopteri; Salmoniformes; Salmonidae
Product: carcinoembryonic antigen-related cell adhesion molecule 5-like
Exons: 2
Coding region: 160-519 (119 amino acids)
Source: RefSeq, a predicted model, not a curated record
CGGUCUGUUUCGCUCUUCCUCUCUUACCUCUUACCGCAACUCUGAGUCACAGCCAUUAAUGGAAUUCAGCUUAGUGAUGGGAACAGCAAUCUCACCAUAGUCAAUGUGACUCGAUACAAUGGUGGGCUGUUUAGCUGUAAUGCUUUCAACGUGUCAGUAAUGGAACCACUGAGCCUCUACAUCUCAGUAUCAGCUACAGUCAACAUGCUGAACACCACUUCCUCUUUCCUGAUCGGGUCUACUCUGACCAUGUCCUGCUCUGCCCAGUCCAACCCUCAGGCUGAGUUUCAAUGGACUUUCAAUGGGAAGCAUCUGAAAUGGACGAGUCUAGAUCUGAAGCUAUAUAGUGCUGUGGAGAGCCAGAGUGGCCUAUGCUCCUGCCUGGCCUUCAACAACAGGACCAUGAGCUACAGCAACAUCACUAGACAGAUCACCAUCAGCAGUGGGUCAGUGUCAGAACAGCUGGGGGUCAGUGUCUGGCUCCUUCUCCUCUCCUCAUUGGCUGGGGUCCUCUUCUGAACGCCAAUGGGAUAGCAAGUCUCACUGACUGAAAAAUAACACACAGACCAAAAAUUGCUUUCAGUUAAGUGAACCCAUAUGUCACGUUCUGACCUUUUAUUUCCUUUGUUUUGUCGUUAUUUAGUAUGGUCAGGGCAUGAGUUGGGG